AAAUGUAAACACUUAACUUUUUGUAACCGUGACCAUUUCACCUAGAAUUUAAUCACUUCUCAAAUAUGUACCGUUCCACUAAUUUCUAUGAUGGUUCAUUCUGUAGUUUUCACUUAAUCCUGUGAUUUUUUGGAAUUCCAAUGACUUUGACCAUCAUUUUGAUCUAUUAAUCUCAAAAUUUGGUCACCUUCUCCUUAUAAAUACACUCCACUAAAGUUUAUGAUGAUCCGUUGUUUUUACAUACUCAUACAACAAACAGACAAAUAGACUGAAAAAUAGUAAAUCCAUACGGUAACCUGGGGGAGGUAUAAUAAUAAUAAUAUUAGUAGUAAUACUAUAGCAGCAGUAGUAUUUUAGUAAUAAUAAUAACAACAUGAAUUUGGUGAUGCUCAGGACAGUGAUUAUAAAAACAAUGACAUUGAAUUCUGGACACAUCACAAGUAACAUCAUAAUAAAGACUAUCAAACAUAAAAUAUGUAAACCAGAACUUAUUGAAACAACGUGUAAUGAGCAAAAUGAGAUGAAAAUGUAUAUAUUAAAACAAAAUCUUAUAACAUUAUUUUAUUAUUUCAGGAACACAGUUAAUAGUGCCACUGGUUGUGUCUGGUAUUUUUAAUUUAACUAUGCUGAUAUUAAUUGUGGUUUACUUGAAAUCAUCGUGUACCACAGAUAGACAAGAAGUUAGCGGUAGCCGAGAAGAAAGGCUUCUAAUGGUAGAAGUACAAAUUGAUAUAGGCAUCAGUGACCAUGUCAUCGAACUAUUGGUUAAUAAGAUAGGCAAGGAUUACCAUACUAUUGGAAUCGCUUUGGAAUUGACUCAAGAACAAUUAGAACAAAUUGAUAUGAACAACAAGCAUGACGUUAGAGACGCUGUUCGAAGCAUGCUGUUUGCAGCACGUCGAAAGCAUGCUUCUAAUAAACAAUGUGAAGAGUUUAUCAAAGCAUUCAAAAAAUGCAAUAGACAAGAUCUUACCGAUAUCAUAAUAAACGAUGCAAAGGAAAGAGGUGUGGAUUUACCAAUUGCCACUCCAGAAAACGGAACCGAUAAGUGUCUCAAAUACACAACUGAGGAGUCAGAAUAGCGUUCAACAAACCCCUCAUUUUAUAGUUGCUCAUAGGCUACUUGAUAACCACCGGCAUCAAUUCGAUUUUGUUAAAUUCUACUCAUAAUAAAAAUGUCUCGUUUUGUAAAUUAUAAAAUAAAAUAUCAACAGUAAAUUUUAUUAAUAGCAACAGUUUCUUUUUCAUUUACGAGUGACCUCUUUUCAAGAAAGGUAAACAUAUUAUGAUGUAGGCGGUGUGAGGUUUUUAAGAUUUUUAGUUGUGCGUACUACUUUAUUAGGCCACACAAAUAUCGGUGGAUCAAAUGACAGUUAAAAAAAACAACCCUAAACCACUUGCAUAAUUUAUAAAACAAUAAUCAUAUGAAGUUAAUAUUUAUUUUAAUAGAGUAGGUCUAUUCCGUCUAUCGUUGCUUUACCAAAAACUAUCCAACUUAACUCAACUAUAAACUUAGCAGGUUGACCUAAAUUUGAAAUACUUUGUAAAAUGUAGAUAUACAUUGUUUUUUUUUUUCUUCAUCUGUCAGGUUUGCUAAGUAUUUUAGAGUAUACUUCGCUUGCGCAGGUGUGCCCAUGCUGUGGUAGUGUAAUUUUUCUGUAAAAUGGAAUGUGUUAAGGUUCAUUUUAGUUCAUUUCAUUUGACAGGGAUGCCAAGUACAGUGUGAGUGUGUUUUAUUAGGGAGUUGUUAAUUGGACCUAUAUAUGUUUAAUGUAAUUUUGACCCAUUUAUUUUAGAUGUAGCAUUGUCAACUAAGUACACAGUACAUGUAAAACGCUAGUUUUGCAGUAUAGGUCUACUCAUGCUCCUAUCAUGAGCCUAUCUUUAGUUUGUUUAGUACAAAUGAUUUGAAUUUGAUAAUUUUAAUGCUUUUUAGACUUUAAUAUUCUGUAUGGUGCUAUUUUUUAUAUACCUUUUAUAUGUAAUUGACGGAAAUAUGUUGAUUUAAUGGUGAUUAAAUGAAACACACUUCAAUAAGAUAUUUUUUAACAGGUAUAAAUUCUUACUACUGUUUAUGAGUUCUUAGGCUACAUUUAACUAUUAUUAAUUAUCUAUACAAUAAUUUGAUUUAUUUAAUUAACGCAGAAAUAAUGCAGGAAUAUAAUUUACUGUAAUAGAUAUAUAGGCUUACACUUCAUGCAAUUAAUUGCACAUAUAUUUUUUUUCAGGAACAUGGUAUUAAUGUAAGACCUAUGUUGAUUUUAUUGCUUUAUACUAAAUACGUCUUCGUUUCAUUUUAUAAUGUACGGUAUAUAUUUUUUUUCAUUCUUAAAUUUUAUAUUCAAUUAAUUAUUAAUGCUCUUUAUAUUAUACGUUUUGCUACGGCUUCUCCCUAUUGUUUAACAAGCCUUUUAGGGUUCAAGAGGGUUUGUUUUUGUCAGCUGUUUUCGAUUUUGUUGGUUCAUUUUAUACUUUUAGCUAUUUUGACAAAUUAAAAAAAAUGAUGUAUUGUAUUGUUUUGGUUUGGUUGAUUAUCAUAGAUUAUAAUUUACGACUGAUGAUUAUGAUUAUUAUCUGAUUAUUAUGAAACUAUACUAAAUAAUUUCAUCAGGUUUCAAAUAUAAAUAUAUGUAUAAUGUAUAAAAAUAAUUUUUACAUGAAUAUGUCUAAUAAUAAUAAUUUUAUUUAUAUUCUAUUUGAUAAUACACAAAACAUUUGAUUUAUGUUUAAUUGUUCUUUCGAUUAUUCCAUUUUCUUAAAUGCCUUGUCAUUUAAAAUAUUAAUCCUAAUAUUUUGUAAUCUGACAUCAUGCUUUUAGAAGCUUUUUAGAGUUUUUUUUUUGUUGUUGCUUAUUUUAUUGUGUCUUUUUCAUUGUUGAAUGACACGCUUUAAAAACAUUGAUGAAUACUAUUUUAAUGAUAUGAUUUAUUGAUUGCUAUAUUAUAUUUGAUAUGAUAGCAUAGUGAGUAAAUUUGAAGUACAGUGAUUGGUGAUGGUAAUGAACUGCAACAUUCCUAGGCCUAUGGCUACUUGGUAAUUAUUUGUUAUUUGUCAUUCGUCCAAAUAAAAUAAACUAAAACCUUGAUUUAUAUAA
Messenger RNA from Anneissia japonica, 3094 nucleotides. RefSeq lists its product as uncharacterized. Bases 624 to 1082 code for a protein of 152 amino acids. The record is from RefSeq and is a predicted model, not a curated record. Gene Ontology annotation, biological process: signal transduction. Gene Ontology annotation, molecular function: protein binding. NCBI's taxonomy places the organism in Eukaryota, Metazoa, Echinodermata, Crinoidea, Comatulida, Comatulidae. The transcript has 4 exons.